ACAGAUACGACAGUAUUGGAUCAAUGACAGUCCCGAAAUUCGAAUUUCCUCAAUUGUUUACAUUAGAAACAGCGCCCAUUUCUUGAUGUCAGUAUCCUUCAAUGUACUGUUGUAGUUAUGGGUAUUUACUAGUAUGAGAUAUUCAAACCGUCAAAUUCACAGGUAUUAAAAAAUGUUUCUUCAAUCCUACUUUAAAAGACAAAUUUAAAAUAAAUCGUGGUGGAAAUUAAAAAAAAAGAAAAAACCCACGUGUGUCAAACAUUAGGUUCCGGCAUAAGAAAAUUGGCUAUUUUCCUGUGCUGCAGAUAACAAAUGAGAAAUUUUUUGAACCAUAAAUGAUUAAAAGUAUAUAUACAGGUGAUAAGAUGAUUGGGUUAGAAAAUCUAUAGAUAAUUCUGAUUCUGAAUGCUUUUUGUCAAACAAAGUGACCAGGUAUUGACGAGACUAAGUUAAAGUACGACAUACUUCAAUCAAAUAAAUCCCCCCUCAGUUGAAAAUUGAACUCGUCCGAACUUCGCGUCAUCACGUAAACAGUAGCAGAUCCAAUAAUGUCUCAUGUGUAGUCGGACGUGUGGGAACGUCUUGCUUUCGGCAGUCAUUACAGGAUGAAAAAGGGUGAAAUUCGCCUGGUUGUUGGUUUCGCGGUGGCAGUUCUAUCAUGUGUUUUCCUGUCUGUUGUGGCUGUGAGAGAAAUGCAAAUACUGGAAUGGUCUCCAGGGGAUGCUGUCAUGGGAGCUGAAUCAUGGGAAACGAGGGGUGCCUCUCGGAAGUUGAACUCUUUGGCCAACUGUACCCCACGUGCCAUUAAGCAGUUUCCCCAGGGCCUCUUCACCCAGAAGCAGCGGGCAGGGGGCGCUGUCAUCCUUCACAUCCUGGUGGCUGUGUACAUGUUUGCAGCAUUUGCUUAUAUCUGUGAUGACUACUUUGUCCCAUCGCUGGAAAUCAUGUGUAAUGUGUUCCACAUUCCAUCUGAUGUAGCAGGUGCCACCUUGAUGGCUGCUGGAAGUUCUGCCCCGGAGUUAGCUACAGCUGUCAUAGCCGUAUUUAUAGCUCAGGAUGACAUUGGUCUCGGUGCAGUUGUGGGCUCAGCGGUGUAUAAUGUGAUGUUUGUCAUCAGUGUGUGUGCACUCUGUGCUGGCAUGGUUAUACAUCUUCACUGGUGGCCUUUGUUCCGAGACUGCACCUUCUACACACUCAGUGUGGCAGCUUUGGCGCUUGUCAUAUUGGAUGAAUAUGUCUACUGGUAUGAAGCCCUCAUCCUGGUUGUACUGUAUCUGGCCUACAUUGCCUUGAUGUAUUUCAACUCUGCCAUUGAAGAAUGGAUUGUACUAAAGUUUAAAAGCUGUUGUAAGCCUUACUCCAAGAGAAAGAAUGAACCAGAAAAUGUGGCUUUGUAUGAGAAACUGAGGAACCCUGGGAAGGUGAAUGGGGCGGUGUCAAAAAUGGAAAAUGGUGGAGAUAAAUGGGACAGUGUACAGACUGCGUCCCCAGACUCGGAUUACAACUCUGAGGAGGAUGCCGGUGAUCAGGACAUCAUGUAUAAAGAGAUCGGACCCAGGUCAAAUGAGGAGCCGGAGUCGGUGUUCGAGAUGCCAGCCGGUUGUAUACGACGGAGUAUAUUUGUCAUAUCGGUUCCUAUUAAAGUACUCCUGUACCUAACGGUGCCGGACUGUCGUCGCCAGCGGUGGAGGAAGUGCUUUAUACUGACGUUUUCCCUGUCUCUAGUCUGGUUGUCUGUGUUUUCAUACAUCAUGGUGUGGAUGAUUACCAUUAUAGGUUACACCCUUUAUAUACCUGACACAAUAAUGGCACUGACCUUUGUGGCCUUUGGGGUCAGUCUACCUGAUGUGAUAUCCAGUGUCAUUGUGGUCAGAGAAGGCCUAGGCGAUAUGGCGGUUUCUAAUGCUGUCGGAAGCAACGUCUUCGACAUUCUGAUUUGUCUAGGAAUUCCCUGGUUUCUAAAGUGUGCUUUGUCCAAGUUUAAAAAGCCGGUACAGGUGUACAGUGAAGGUCUGCUAUACUCCAGUCUGACACUACUGUUGACGGUAGUCUUUCUUCUGGUGGGCACCCACCUUAAUGGAUGGAGACUUACAAAGAAGUACGGAGUCGUGCUGAUGAUUGUCUACUUCCUGUUCACCAUUUUAACAUCUUUGUAUGAAGUCAAUGUGUUUGGUUAUGUACACCCAAAGGAAUGCCAGAGAAGUGAUUGAUUUUAAUCUGUGGUUAGAAUAUUGUUAAUACAUACAGUUUUGUGUUGUUUUCUUUUCUUUUCUUUUUUUUUCUCGGUUUUUUUUUUAUUUGCUUUUUUUGUUUCCUUAUUCCAAAUAUUGAUGAAUUGACACUGUGAUCUGAAUAUAUACAUUAUUUUGUAUUCAAUAUAUUAGUUAAAUAGUGUUUUACAGUGUAAAUCCUAGGUUAUUUUUACACAGCCACUUGAUGUGGUGCUAGCUCUUGUUUUAAUUGGUUCAGGGUCCAUUUGUGUCUUGUAAAAUAAUCAAACUUUUCCCCUAACAAUUUCUGUUCAAUAAAUGGAUUUAAAAUUUAUAAUUGAUUAUAUCAGUUAAAAUCAUAUCGAACAUGAUUGUUAGUUUUUAUGUGACCUUUAAAACUUACACUAAAUUUUAUUUGUAUGCCAUCAUUCCUCAUUUUUCUUGUAUGACAAUUUUUUGUUGUCAUGCAGUUUCUCUAUUUGAAAUCUCUACUAUUUUACAUGAAAUAUAUACUUUACAAAGUAAGUAAUUUAUUGUGAUAUUUAUCAAAAAACGUGAGGGUAUUUGAAAUAAAAGCAAGGAUGAUGCUGUGAUCAGAAAUAUAUCUAAAUAUUUUAUUUUUAUAUGAUCAUGUGAUUUUUUAAUGUGAUGUCACUACUUCAUUCCUGAUGACAUGUGUAAACUAUGUUUUAAAUGUAAUACAGUUUGAAAGUUUUUAUGAAAAUAGAUUGGUGUGUUACAAACAUCGUAUAAAAGUCUAUUGUUAAACAUUAAAUUGUAUGAUUUUGUGUUUGUGCCAUGUACAAUUUAUUAUAUGUUUAUUAUUCAUCACUGUAAAGAGAUAUGUAGCACUGAAAUUGAAAUUUUGGUUAUUUUUUGCUUUUGUCCAACUCAUAGAGAGUGCUACAACUCCAAACUAGGAAACUAUUUGUUGUUUCAGGUAAAUUUGGUGUAAAUACACGUGUAUACCCCUGUAAAUUCCUAAAUACCAUGUAUAUGCGAGGAAAUGCUUUGGCGCGUAAUUUAACUAGAAACACCACUUGCAAAAUAAUAAUGCUUGAAGUUUUACUUUUAUAUUGCUGAAAUACAUGUGAAAACUGUUGAUCAACAAAUCCACUCACAAAUUCAUGUUGAGCAAUUUGACGUCUAUGGUUCAUUUCGUGAUAUAAGUACUCGCGUAAAAUAAGAAAUCUACAUUAUCUACACAAGAUACUUUAUUUACAUAUAUAUGCCCAAUGCUCAGACAGGUGGGUCGUUGAGGAGAAACGAAACGAUAUUUUAAUCUAGAUCAUUAUUGUAGUCACGGUGUCUUUUUUUAUUUCCUCUCGUACUUUAAGUAUUAAUGAAAUUUUUCAUCGAGUAAAUAUUGGGAAUAUACUAUUUCUUUAUCGUUUUUCAGCUAUUGUUAAAAUAAUUUUUCUCUGUGUUGAAAUUAUGAACGUCAGUUCGUGUCACUCGCACCUAAACUCCAUGUCGGACUUUAAAUCCCCAAAAUAAAUUUUGUCAAAAUAGCCA
This is a messenger RNA of Ostrea edulis (European flat oyster), 3725 nucleotides long. Its product is annotated as probable sodium/potassium/calcium exchanger CG1090. Gene Ontology annotation, biological process: intracellular calcium ion homeostasis; calcium ion transmembrane transport. The record is from RefSeq and is a predicted model, not a curated record. The transcript has 11 exons. Gene Ontology annotation, molecular function: calcium channel activity; calcium, potassium:sodium antiporter activity. NCBI's taxonomy places the organism in Eukaryota, Metazoa, Mollusca, Bivalvia, Ostreida, Ostreidae. Gene Ontology annotation, cellular component: membrane. The coding region runs from base 606 to 2210 and encodes 534 amino acids.